Molecule: messenger RNA, 1505 nt
Organism: Phodopus roborovskii (desert hamster)
Lineage: Eukaryota; Metazoa; Chordata; Mammalia; Rodentia; Cricetidae
Gene: Mmd2
Product: monocyte to macrophage differentiation associated 2
Exons: 7
Coding region: 16-1056 (346 amino acids)
Cellular component (GO): membrane
Molecular function (GO): pore-forming activity
Source: RefSeq, a predicted model, not a curated record
AGGGGACACGGGUAGAUGCUAACAGGAGGGAGGGGACCUCCUAGCUCAGCGAUUGGCAGCUUGCGCCUGAGUCGUCCCCCUCACCCCGCAUAUCCCGCCCCAGCCCCGCCCCCGCCACCAUCUGCUCAGGAUUUUGCUAUCCCGAGACUCCAGGCUCGGGGGCUUCGGGCUCCGGAGGCAGCCGAUCAGGUCUGCUUAGGGCCCUGGAGCUGCCCAAGGAUCCGGCGCCCUUCCAACCUGCUGCGCCUCCCGCAGCGGCUCCCUGCGUUCCCGCGUCCCAGCCCCGGGCCGGGCGCUGAUGGAACCGCGGCGAUGUUCACUUUGGCCAGGCUGCUGGAUUUCCAGAAAACCAAAUAUGCAAGGUUUAUGAAUGACCGAGUCCCGGCACACAAGAGGUACCAGCCCACAGAGUAUGAACAUGCGGCCAACUGUGCCACCCACGCUUUCUGGAUCAUCCCCAGCAUCCUUGGCAGCUCCAACCUCUACUUCCUGUCUGAUGAUGACUGGGAGACCAUAUCCGCCUGGAUCUACGGCCUUGGCUUGUGUGGUCUCUUUGUGGUAUCCACCAUUUUCCACACAGUCUCCUGGAAGAAGAGCCAUCUCAGGAUGGUAGAACACUGCCUGCACAUGGUCGACCGGAUGGUCAUUUACUUCUUCAUUGCGGCCUCCUAUGCUCCUUGGCUGAACCUUCGGGAGCUGGGCCCCUGGGCCUCCCACAUGCGCUGGCUGGUCUGGAUCAUGGCCUCUGUUGGUACUCUCUAUGUCUUUUUCUUCCAUGAACGGUACAAGCUUGUGGAGCUGCUCUGCUAUGUGGUGAUGGGCUUUUUCCCCGCCCUGGUCAUCCUCUCUAUGCCCAACACCGAGGGCAUCUGGGAGCUGAUGACAGGAGGGGUCUUCUAUUGCUUGGGCAUGGUGUUCUUCAAGAGCGACGGGAGAAUUCCCUUUGCCCAUGCCAUCUGGCACCUCUUUGUGGCAUUUGGUGCUGGUACCCACUACUAUGCCAUCUGGAGGUACCUCUACCUGCCCAGCACACUGCAGACCAAGGUGUCCAAAUGAGGUGACCCAGACUCCAUGGGUCAUUUAGACUUUGGGAUCAAAGCAUCAUGGGAAGUGAACUGUGAACCCUAACCCAGAGCAUAGUGCCGAGGUCUGUCUACCUUUUCCUGGAUGGAAUUCUUUAAGGGUCUAAGGUCCCCUUCAGUGACAGCCAGACCACCUUUUGAGUCUCCACAAGGAAAAACAUUUAGUCAUCUCCAUGGAGAAGAAAUUAAUUCAGUACUGUGUUUCUACUUUAGACAAAUGACUUUUUUUUUCUAUAACCAAUAUUAACAUCCUCAGAAAAGGGCAAAAUAGAGAAUGAUCAUCUAAGAGGUAAAUUUUAAGCUCCUGAGAACUUCCCUUUUUGCUUCAGAAGAAGGUCACCUAGCAUUAUAGAUGACAGAUGGGGAGUAUCCCUGACCAUUGCAGACAUCACCAAUCUAUUACAGCAUUUGCAUAGUGGUAGA